This is a messenger RNA of Echinops telfairi (small Madagascar hedgehog), 4082 nucleotides long. RefSeq names its product oxysterol binding protein (gene OSBP). The transcript is spliced from 13 exons. Bases 18 to 2066 code for a protein of 682 amino acids. Gene Ontology annotation, molecular function: sterol binding. Gene Ontology annotation, cellular component: membrane; cytosol; intracellular membrane-bounded organelle. The record is from RefSeq and is a predicted model, not a curated record. NCBI's taxonomy places the organism in Eukaryota, Metazoa, Chordata, Mammalia, Afrosoricida, Tenrecidae.
GCAGGUCAAAGGCAGAAAUGAGGCACACCUGCCGAGGGACCAUCAACCUUGCCACAGCCAACAUCACGGUGGAGGACUCUUGCAACUUCAUCAUUUCCAAUGGCGGUGCACAGACCUACCACCUGAAGGCUAGCUCAGAGGUGGAGCGGCAGCGCUGGGUGACAGCCCUGGAGCUGGCCAAGGCCAAGGCUGUGAAGAUGUUGGCAGAAUCAGAUGAAUCAGGAGAUGAAGAGUCUGUCUCGCAAACUGACAAGACCGAGCUGCAGAAUACCCUCCGGACCCUGUCCAGCAAAGUGGAGGACCUAAGCACGUGCAAUGACUUGAUAGCCAAGCACGGCACAGCCCUGCAGCGCUCCCUCAGUGAGCUGGAGUCCCUGAAACUGCCCGCCGAGAGCAACGAGAAGAUCAAACAGGUCAAUGAGCGGGCCACCCUCUUCAGGAUAACAUCCAAUGCCAUGAUUAAUGCCUGCCGAGACUUCCUCAUGUUAGCCCAGACCCAUAGCAAAAAAUGGCAGAAGUCACUACAAUAUGAAAGAGACCAGCGCAUCCGACUGGAAGAGACCCUAGAGCAACUGGCUAAGCAGCACAACCACCUAGAGAGGGCCUUCCGGGGUGCCACCGUGCUGCCAGCCAACACUCCUGGCAGCACAGGUUCUGGCAAAGAUCAGUGCUGCUCCGGCAAAGGAGACAUGAGUGAUGAGGAUGAGGAGAUUGAAUUUUUUGAUGCUUUUGAUAUCAUCACCAUGCCUGAAAAUUUGGGCCACAAACGGACUGGCAGCAACAUCAGUGGCGCCAGCAGCGACAUCAGCCUUGAUGAACAGUACAAGCAUCCUCUGGAGGAGACCAAGAAGGAGAAAAGAACCAGAAUCCCAUACAAGCCAAACUAUAGCCUCAACUUGUGGAGCAUCAUGAAGAACUGCAUUGGGAAAGAACUCUCCAAGAUCCCCAUGCCGGUGAACUUCAAUGAGCCCUUAUCCAUGCUUCAGCGCCUUACUGAGGAUCUGGAAUACCACGAGCUGUUAGACCGAGCUGCGGCGUGUGAGAACUCUCUGGAACAGCUCUGCUACGUUGCAGCGUUCACCGUGUCCUCCUACUCCACCACUGUCUUCCGUACCAGCAAGCCAUUCAACCCGCUCCUCGGGGAGACCUUCGAGCUGGACCGCUUGGAGGAGAAUGGGUAUCGAUCCCUGUGUGAGCAGGUGAGCCACCAUCCCCCUGCUGCUGCCCACCAUGCUGAGUCCAAAAACGGCUGGACGUUGCGUCAGGAAAUCAAAAUCACCAGCAAGUUUCGAGGCAAAUACCUCUCCAUUAUGCCCCUUGGUACCAUUCACUGUAUUUUCCAUGCAACUGGGCAUCACUACACUUGGAAAAAAGUUACUACCACAGUCCAUAACAUUAUUGUUGGCAAGUUGUGGAUAGAUCAAUCAGGUGAAAUUGAUAUUGUGAAUCACAAGACAGGAGACAAGUGCAAUCUUAAGUUUGUUCCCUAUAGCUACUUCUCUCGGGAUAUAGCAAGAAAGGUGACAGGGGAAGUGACAGAUCCAUCAGGAAAAGUCCACUUUGCCCUUUUGGGGACAUGGGAUGAGAAGAUGGAUUGUUUCAAAGUCCAGCCUGUCCCUGGAGAAAAUGGGGGUGAUGCUCGUCAGAGAGGCCACGAAGCAGAGGAGAGCCGGGCCAUGUUGUGGAAAAGGAACCCUUUACCGAAGAAUGCCGAAAACAUGUACUACUUCUCAGAGCUGGCUCUAACUCUCAAUGCCUUUGAAGGGGGCACUGCCCCCACAGACAGCCGGUUACGGCCUGACCAGAGACUGAUGGAAAACGGGCGCUGGGAUGAAGCAAACGCCGAGAAGCAGCGCCUGGAGGAGAAGCAGAGACUUUCCAGGAAGAAGCGGGAAGCCGAAGCUGUGAAAGCCACAGAGGAUGGCACGCCCUAUGAUCCCUAUAAGGCACUAUGGUUUGAGCGGAAGAAGGAUCCAGUUACCAAGGAGUUAACCCAUAUUUAUCGGGGAGGGUACUGGGAGUGUAAAGAAAAACAGGACUGGAACACAUGUCCGGACAUUUUCUGAGGUGGCAGAAGCCAGUCGGAGGAGGACCCAAAGGAGAAGAGGACAGGAUGUGCAGGAAAGCUGGCGCUUGGGACUCUCACCGAGUGCUUUUCCUCCAGGUUUUCUGUCUUAACCAAUCUUUUUUUUUUUUUUCCAAAUCAAUCACCAGAAGCAGAUGCCAGUGGUGGUGAUUGGCUGGUUGCCUUAGCUGAUGGAAACUGAAAUCGACAUGCUAGAGAACUGAUGUGUGUAAGGGUGAGGCUUAGUGGCUGGCCGUUCAAUUCGGCUUGCCUCACAUCUGCAGAGUCAAGGAUCGUGGCCUGAUCCUUCUCCCUCUGCCCCCAGUUAAGAUGACGCCUCCCACCUUCCCCCUGUAGUACCCUGUUCAGCCCAAGGUUGAUGGAAGAUUGGGUGUGAUUCCGGUGUGUUUUGGUGCUGUUCAGAGCAAAAACUGAUUUUAAAAUUCCUUUAAAUAGAAACACAAGACAAGGAUGGUUGUGGGUGAGCUUAGGCGACAUGUCACAAACGGGGCUGGUGUAGCAGGUGUAGAUAACUGCCACAUUGGAAUACCUGCGAGAGGGAUGUUCCAAUGGGCUCGGAAAAUUCAGAGUCACGUUCUUGGGCGUUUCUACUUGCCUAAAACACCUUCCUCCUGGUGCCCUCCUGUGCCAUCGGCCAGAGGCCACGUGAGUGGCAGCAGGAGGGCUGGAACAGCCUCAUGACAGGGUUCUGUGGACUUCUUCAGACAGACAUGCGAAUGAAGGGUGAAGACUGCUAGCCACCGCUAGCCACUUCUGCUUUCCCAGUCCCGCCUCAGCCCCAUCCUUCACCGUCAUCCCAGCUUUUCUCCUUUCUCCUGGCACACUCCCAGUGCGGGUACGUGCGCCCAGGUGGAAUAAAACAUUGCCUGUCCCAUUCUGACAGACUCCAGAAUUUGAGAGAUGGCGCUAAUCUGGAAUAAGAAGUUGUCACCAUCUCUCAAGCCCUGUGGACUGGAGCCGCCUCUGGAAUAAUGUGUUCAAUAUCUGUAUAUUAUAUAUAUGUAGAGAAAAAUCUAAUUUUGUUGUUUGGUGUUCCUCCCUCCCAUGAAGAGUUUUUUUUUGGGGGGGUGAAGGGGGGCGGUAUCACUUGGCUCCCUGGGACUCUGUGUUGGGCACACGGUGACAUAGAUUGACGUGCCUCUGCCCUCCCUCCUCUGGGGAUAGAGGCAAACCUGGGCAGUGACAGCAGGGACAUUUGUCUGCUCUAUAUCAUGAGAGGUUCAUUGCUGCCCAAACUCAGCUCCAGAUCCUUACCUCUGCCCUGUUCCUCUCCUUCCUUUUGUUGGGAAAAGCGCGGUGGAAGGUCAGCAGGGUAAUCUCCGGUUGAACCUGCCUCUGUCAGCAUCGAAGCCCCUGGAGAAAUCCCCAGGGAACCUUCCAGAUUGCAGGGCUCAAGCACCACCUGUGGGGCGGAAGAGUAGACCGCCUCCUGGCAGGUCCUGAGUUUCUCUUGUGUGUUCUUUUUCUGUUGUCUUUUUUAAAAAAUGGAACCCCUGUGCCACCUACCCUUGAUUGAGGAUCACGAAUUGAGGUGCCUUCCUUGUGUGUCCUUGUUAGUGUGUUGUUGUUCUUGUCCCUUCACUUCUGAGCCUCAGUCCUGGAUGGGUGGAUGGAUGGGGCUAUCAUUCCAGAGGAAGCCAUCCCUCCCUGGGAGAGGAGGUCUCUGUUGGGACCUUUACUUCUCAAUCUUUUCUCACCCACUUCCCUCCAUGGCUGUGAGAAAUCUAGGCAGGGAGCAAGUUCUGGGGAAACGUCCUCUAGAGAACCCUGUCUCCAACACAAGUGACGGGUGGAGCCAUGGCCUUCAGGGAGGCUUCACCACGGGCUUUAGACUGGGAACUGGCCAACUUCACGGUGAACUUCCCCGCUUUAUCCUACUUCUUCCUCCACCAUCUGCACUACACCUCCAGCUUGAUCCCUCCCUAAUCAGAUUCUGCUAAUGGAAGAAGCUUCGAGUCCUUCAGGUGGAAUAAAGUCACACGAAAGCAAAACAAAA